Penicillium daleae is the source of this 2427-nucleotide messenger RNA. RefSeq lists its product as uncharacterized. NCBI's taxonomy places the organism in Eukaryota, Fungi, Ascomycota, Eurotiomycetes, Eurotiales, Aspergillaceae. The transcript is spliced from 2 exons. The record is from RefSeq and is a predicted model, not a curated record. Bases 1 to 2427 code for a protein of 808 amino acids.
AUGUUUCUUCACUGUCCUCCGUGGCGAAAGCCGCGACCAGCAUCUCCAUCGGAUGUGGCUCGAUCAUACCAAGCCAGCCAGGCAAGCCAUGCAGCGGCGCGGCGGCACAAGACACAAGAACAUUCGUCGUCUCCGCACUCGAAAUACCAUCCUGAGAGCAUAUCGCGCAUCAUUCGGCGCCGAUUCUCCCGCGAGUCCAGAGCAUCGAGUGCUCAUCAUGAAUCAAGCAAGUUCUUGUUCCCAUUCUCGCGUAGGUCGUCAAGAUCUGCCUCGAAACCAGCUACCCAGCUUGCAGCGUUGGGAGGGUAUGGCAGCAGCCUGGUGAGCGAAAGUCGAUAUGAUAGUGACGCACAAUUCAUCUCAACCCCCAGACGCGAGCUUAUGGAGGCUCCCGCAAAUCGUGCGCGUCGCCAAAUAGAACUGAGUAACUUGAUCGAAGGAAGUCAGGAACACCGGGAAUCCGAACGCUGGGCUAUCGGCCUUGGGCACGACAUUCCAGAACCCCCUGAGUCGGUCUAUGGGAUGCGUUUCCUGCAAACACCACCCAGUACCUUCAGAAGUCACCGCGGUCCAUACAAAAAUGUUCAGCACUCGGUCUCUUUUGAAGGAGAUCAUAAACACGGAGUGGUCUCGGCAAGGUCCAUGCCAGAUCUGAACUCGACCAGUCAACGAUGCAAUGGAUCAGUUGCGGGACCAGCUCCUGCGAUCCAGUAUAUUCAGAGCAGCAAUGGUCAAAAACACCCGACAGACAGUCGAAGCAUGGGAAUGAGCGGUCGCAAGGACGAACUAACUUUCCCAAACUCAUUGUCAAACCAGCCACCGGAUCUUGUUGUUGCCAAAAGACGACAGCGGACUGACUCGGGCAUGUUUUUGAUGGACAGCGAGAGCGUUCAUCUAGAAGAUAUGGGUAUUUCACAUCGCCUCGCUUCCCAACCUGCAUCGUCUGCGCCGGUUUCUUGCAACCCCUCACUUGCGGAGUUGAUUCACAACAAUAGAUAUGGCGUCUUUAUGAACUCUUCACAAGAGAAUAUGCCAGUCGCGCAGAGAUCAACCACCUCGGUCGCCUCCGGACACAAUGCACCAGCACCGGCUUAUCACCACCAAGUGGGAUCGUCGUAUUACUCUCAUCAGCCAAGUUCGAUCUCAGCCAAUGCGUCUCCUCGUUCUAACUCUUUUACCGUCGAUGCAGGAAAUCAUGUAAACCAUGUCGGUGGGGUCCAUGGCAGCAAGUAUGAUGUCGGAGCGGAGAAGAUCUGCCUCCACCAUGAUUCUGCUCGUACAAGUCCUGCUAUUGGUAGCAAGUUCCAGGAGCAUUGCGACAAUGAGAAGCCACCAGGUUCGCAAACUCAUAUUGAGUCAAAGGAUGUGCAAAGGAUUGGCGCACCGCGCAAAAUUAGUGUGGGUUGGAUGUCUGGAGGCCGGCGAGUUGGCUAUGGGUAUAGCUCAGUGCCCGAUGACGAAGCUGCACGUUAUAACCAACAUGAACAUGGGCAUCCCAAUGUACAGCAAACCCCAGACCGCAAGGCAGAAGUCCAGAUGAGAGAUACAAAUGUUCAAGGAGGCCAUGCUCGUCAAAAUCAAGUGCAAAGAACCGACCUAGUGCGUCCAGCUCCGCUAACCAUCCCAGAGACGCGGUCUACAUCAGUCAAUGACCAUGCAAACCACCCUGAAGUCGAUGCGGACACUCUUUUCAAACUGCAGAAUUCUAGUCAAACCAGGAACGAGUACCCACAGCCCUCUUACCUUCGAGAAAUCUUGGCGGGCCGUUAUAGCCAAGAACAAGAUUGCAGGCCCAUGGUGUCGGAGAAGCGAAGCACAAUGAGCCUACAGGCACCUGAGACACCAACAAUGACCCAAUUUGAACAUUGUCACGUCCAACAGGACUCGAAUUACACGGGCCAGCAAUCAGAUACUGCGGUGCAUCGCUCUCCUCGCCUUAGUCAAUCGAUGAACUCACAUCCCCAGAAUCAAAAGAAUAAAAGAGGCCACAGAACCGCGCUACCGGGCUCAGUUCACCAGGAGAAGGAACGACAUGUUUCUGCCCCAGGGCACCAUGAAGUGGACAUUGACCCGGACUAUCUUGGUAUAGAGUACGACUUUGACGCCGAGGAUGUCGCUCGACUAUUACGCCCCAGCAACGCCCGCGGCGCAAAUUGGGUCCGCAGGCUCUCCAAGCGCAACACCAGCAAGAGAGACUCGAAUGCGCACCCGAUAGAAGCAUCACAGACGUCGCCAGGUCUUUACCAGGCUCGUUUCUCCAACAGCCUCGAGCGAGCGAAUCCCACCAAGAGUAUCGGUACAAAUGCGGAGGAAUUAGCGAGUAUGUAUCAGGAAUGUCUUGAUAUGCCUGGAUCUUUUGAAGGAAGUCGAUGGGCUAGUCGGACUAGUCGAAUGUUGUGGGAUCUGGUUACGACGGAUGAUCGGUGA